GGUGAUCCGCCGGGUCAGGGACGUAAACGCGAAACCGACCCGUUUAUCCAGCGGGAGGCGGAUGGCAAGGAGUGGAAACCAAGGUGGAAGGGCGACCGAUGCUCCUCCGCUCGGCGAUAGAGAGGCUUAUCCGUUGCCCUCGGAUCCCCGACCCCAGGCGGCCUUUAUCGUCAUCCAUCAUCGACUCUGUCACCACGAGUAUCCAUCCCUUCCCGGACUAUUCCCCCAAGAAGUCCUCCAUCAGGGACUCCGAGUUCGUCCACCGCGUCACCACCGCCCUCAAGCAGCGCCGUUCAGAGCCCCUCCGCAGUGUCCUCAGCCCCUUCGCCUCUCUCUUCCGCUCCGACCACCUCAUCUGGGUCCUCCCCCACCUCCGCUCGGACCUCGCCCUCGUCGUCGCCCUCCUCCGCUGGUACCGCUCCCACAAGAACCCUAUUCCCACGGAAGCCCAGGCCAUCGCCGCCCACAUCGCCGUCGCCUCGGGCCACCGUGGGACCGCGCGCAACCUCCUUUCUGAAGGCCUCGCCUCUCACAAGCAUUUCGUCGAGCAGGUCGUCUACACAUACAAGUACUGGUGCUCCGACCCCUCCGUCUUCGACCUGCUUUUCUGGGUGGCCCUCAAAAGCGAUAGGAUCGAUGAGGCCCACAACCUCUUCUCCUAUCUGGUCAGUUACGGUAUUGUCGUCUCGGUCGACGUUUGCAAUGCCCUCCUUGCCCGCCUCCCGGUUGAUGAAAUGCUGGGUGUUUUUGUACAAUUCCCUGUAUCGGGUGUUCGGUGGAAUGUCAAGUCGUAUAAUAUCAUAAUUCACGGGCUUUGUAGCAUAGGGAAAGUCGGGGAGGCUCACAGAAUCCUCCUGGAGAUGGAAGCGAAGGCGACUGUCUCGCCAGACGUUGUAAGUUACAGCACCCUCAUUGAUGGGUACUGCUGUGUUGGGGAAUCGCAGAAGGCAAUGGAGUUGUUUGAUGAUAUGAGUACAAAGGGACUGAAACCAAACUCUUUCACCUAUAACAGUAUCAUCACUCUCCUGUGUAAGAAUGGGAAAGUCGUGGAGGCAGAGAGGGUACUUCUAGGAAUGGUGAAUCAUGGAGUAGCUCCUGACGCAGUGGUAUAUACUACUAUGAUUAAUGGCUUUGGCAAAAAUGGUAAUUUGCCUGCUGUGUAUCGGCUAGUUGGUGAGAUGAAGAAAAGUGGACUAGUUCCUGAUGCUGUGACUUAUACUGUUCUGAUUUAUGGGCUUAGCCGGAGUGGAAAGAUGGCUGAAGCUGAUCAAGUUUUUCAGGAAAUGCUCCACAAGGGGUUGAGUCCAGAUGAAGUCACUUACACUUCACUUAUAGAUGGAUUCUGCAAGAAAGGAAAAAUGAAGGAUGCCUUCCAUCUCCAUAAUGAGAUGUUGCAGAUGGGUUUGAUUCCGAAUGUUGUGACUUACACCGCUCUGUCUGAUGGCCUCUGUAAACAGGGGGAGGUGGAGGCUGCAAAUGAGCUUUUGCAUGAGAUGUGUGCAAUGGGGCUAGAGUUGAAUUUGUGUACCUACAACUCACUAAUAAACGGUCUUUGUAAAUCUGAUAAUAUUGAUCAGGCAGUGAGGACCAUGGUGGACAUGGAGGCAGCAGGAAUUAGUCCGGAUACAUAUUCUUAUACUACUUUGAUGGAUGCUUAUUGUAAGGCCGGUGAGAUGGAUCGGGCCCACAGCCUCCUUCGGGAAAUGCUCGAUAAAGGUAUCCAACCAAGUGUUGUGACUUUUAAUGUUUUAAUGAAUGGGUUCUGUGCAUCGGGGAUGCUAGAAGAUGGAAAGAGGCUUCUGGGAUGGAUGGUGGAGAAGAAUAUUCUGCCAAACACGACAACCUAUAAUUCUCUCAUGAAGCAGUACUGCACUGACAAGAAUAUGAAAGCUACAACAGAAAUAUAUAGAGAAAUGUGCACUCAAGGGGUGAUGCCUGAUGAGAACACUUACAAUAUUUUGAUCAGGGGACAUUGCAGGGCAAGAAACAUGAAGGAGGCAUGUUAUUUUCAUAGCGAGAUGGUCAAGAGGGGAUUUCAUCUUAGAGAUAGUUCAUAUAAUGCUCUUAUCAAAGGACUUGUCAGGAAGAAGAGGUUGCUGGAAGCAAGGAAAUUGUUUGAAGAGAUGAGGGUGGCGGGUUUGGUUGCUGACAGGGAGAUAUACAAUAUCUUUAUUGAUCUGAACUAUGGUGAGGGAAAUAUGGAGCUGACACUUGAACUCUGUGAUGAAGCAGUAGAGAAAUGGCUGGUUGAAUCUAAAACUAAUGAAACUUCAAACCAUGGAUUAUAAUUUCUUGUGAUGAAAGGAGAAUUCUAAUGGCGGUGGAUCUUAAUGGGAAAGGAUCGCUAGAAUCUCAUCACAUCAUCAAAAUUUACAUUUGAAUGGAGAGUGCAUAUCUGGGAACUAGUCACCAUUCUAUUCUAGUUGCAUCCACUUGACCUUUGUGCUAUCUUAGUGGAUGACAGGGUUCUUGGACGCAACUUUUUCUUUUCUCACUUAAAUUCAUGAUUCCUGCAGACUUGGAACAUGUCACUUGUCAACAUCUACGACCUCUAGACCAGAUUCACACUUACUAUGGAGUUCUGCUGCCCCUUGCUCUGAUGUUUCUUAGAGUUGGUGGAACAUACAUUUUCAUUUAAGAUCUCUUGCUACUCUUAAGUCUUUGUGCGGUGAUCAGCAUUCAAAAGAUUAUACUUUAACAUCUGCUAGUCUUGGUUUUUCACUUGCCUACAAUCAGGCUCCCUGAUAAUGCAGCUGUCAUGAGCAUGGUGGGGCACAUUCCGGUCCGAUAGAAACAGCCACUUGGAUAACAUCCUCAUGCAUUUCUGGAGUAGUGAAUUUGUCCAUAUAGAUCGCAACAUAUCACAGAUGUUUAGACAGAGGAGGUAGAAGAUUCCUGCAAAGUCGCUUUAGCUUUGGCUAAACAGGAGAUACCUUCAGGUCUUGUGACGCAAUUAUGAGCGUUCUGAAGAAUAAUGUUGUGGCGGGUAUUUUUGUGGGACCUUUCAGUGGAGUGGACUUUGAAGGGUGUGACCAGGGGGAUAGUAGAAAUUAAUGAUCUGUGAAUUUUUUUAAUUUACAACUUUUAAAUUUUGAAAUAAGAACUCUUCUUUGUAGAAAUCAGUAAUCGCUACAUAUAGAAACAAGAUAAUUACUUGUCCAAAUGAAAAGCUUGUUCGGAUCGGAAUUUAUUGUUUCUAGCCAA
Messenger RNA from Elaeis guineensis (African oil palm), 3204 nucleotides. RefSeq lists its product as uncharacterized. Gene Ontology annotation, molecular function: mRNA binding; protein binding. The record is from RefSeq and is a predicted model, not a curated record. Lineage: Eukaryota; Viridiplantae; Streptophyta; Magnoliopsida; Arecales; Arecaceae.